Diatraea saccharalis (sugarcane borer) is the source of this 4641-nucleotide messenger RNA. The record is from the annotation of a GenBank genome assembly. Lineage: Eukaryota; Metazoa; Arthropoda; Insecta; Lepidoptera; Crambidae.
AUGGCGUCAGACGUGGCCGCGGAGGACUUUGUCACCAUUGUCCCAGUUGGUGAGGGCCGGCCUGUGGUACGAGAAAACAAUUUUGUGACGGUGCUUACGGUUGGUGCAGCAGCCGGUGCCGCAGAAGUUAAAGUACAAAGGUCGAGAGGUGAGAGACUCGGUCUCGGUUUGAAGUUUGAAGGUGGUUCUGCUGCUGCUGAAAAAGUAAGAAGACUUCUUGUGCAAUCAUGUGCUGAAAAUAGUCCUGCUGCAAAUGCUACUACGCCCUGGGGAAAAUUAAUACCAGGGGAUGAGAUUUUAGCUAUAGAUGGAGUGUCGGUUUCGGAAUUGACCAGAAUAGAUUGUGUACGUCGAUUGAAGGAUUCAGAUGAAUCUCUCACGCUAUUAGUGCGCCAUUUUGAAUCUGACUCACAGAAAGAUAUAAGCAAUAAUGACGUCACAGAUUCUUCUCCUAAUGUUAAAUCUGCAACGGAUAUUGUACGACCAACAACCCUACCACCACCAGUACCACCAAGAAAACUGGGUAAAAAGAAUUCAUUUAAAGAAAAGUCAACUCUUCAAACAGUUGGAGGGCAAAACACAAUACUUAACGAAGAAAAGGAAACUCUAAAUGGUCAACAUAACGGGUUAGCCACAAUUACAAAGUUAUCGAGAAAAUCAUCGUUUGACAGUCAUUUACAUAGACAGACAAAAGAAGGUAUAGCAUACUUAAAGAAGGGUUCUCCUGAAGAAGUGAGGCGAUUAGUGCGUCGAUUAUCUGACGGGAAAGCAAUGCCUCCUGAAGCAGAAGUAUAUAUUGAUUUGCUGUCUUCAGAAUGGGAACGGUGCCUAUUGCUGGCAGAUGCCGAGUCUGAUGAUACUGGGAGUUCUAUAUCAACCGUAGUAGAUCGUUUAGGAUCUAUGACUAGUUCUGUAGAAAACAGUAUACCAUCCACACCCAUAAUGCAACCGAAAACAAUAGAUAUACAAAAAGUGUUAAACUGUAUUGAAAAUAUUGAUUCAAAUAUAUUAAAGGAUAUAACUGGUAGCAAAUAUUUAGACAGGCAAAUAGAAAUAAAUAAAGAAAUAUUAAAGACAGAGAAAAAUAUGACCUCUAACGGAUUUGAUAUCCAUGAAGCACCCAUGUCUAUAAUGCACGAUGAAGUCAAUCAGCCAUCAAAAAAACUACAACAUAACGAUAAAAACAAUAAUAAUACUUUUGUUCAAAAUGGCAGCACAUUACAAGUAACAAACAAAUCAGCUCAAGUGUUAAAGUCAGCCGAAAACAAAGUUGAGUCGGUAGCUGAAAAACCUAAGCCUAUGCCCAGAACGGCUAAAACAGAAAGAACAGUAAGCGAGAAGAAGUUGAAACCCAUUUCUGUACCAGAAAUACCACCACCGCCUAUUCCGGAACCGUUGCUAACUCCAACAAAGAAAACAUGUAUAGAGACGUGGUUACAACGUUCCGAAGCUGAAAUGAAUAAUAAAAAAAUCGAAGAAAGUUUACCAGAAAUUUUGCCUCGUUUGAUAGACUUCGUACCGAAACCUCAGUUUAAAGAAACUAGUGAUACUCCUUUGCCCCGACCUACGACGGCACCGCCUCCACCUCCACCGACACCUUCGACACCUCCAGUUGAAACACGAGAAGAUGGUUCUGGGGCAUCUCUCGACACCAUUGGUGAAUUGGAUGAAUCAGUUGAUGUUCCUGAUAAUCUGAAACCUUUGGUGAUUGAAAACGAAACGAAAGACCGAAAAUCGUCAUACGAAAGAAGCUUUUGGGAAGAUCGUGUAAACAAGAGCGAUGCUGAAGACAAAAGCCUUUCUAAUGAUGAAACACCACUACCUUCGUGUCCACGACAACCACCUGAUGGAGUGGAAACCCCGUCAGACACUAUGGAAAAAGUGGUUGAACCACCAACAAGAUUGCCUCCCCGACUUCCCUCUGGGUGGCCGAACUCAAGGUCGCGAUAUUCCUACUCGUCACGUACUCAAGAUGCAAGAAGUGAAGCCAGUGUGAAAGAUAAAAUUGCUAUGUUUUCAAAUAGUCGUACCAAUUCUACAGAUCAUCUAGAAAAAUGUGGUACACUUCCAGCCCGUACUAAUUCAAAUGCAAGGAAAAGUACAGCUUCUUAUAUAAAUAAUUACCCUGAAGUUUCCACCUUGGAUCGACGACUCACAAAGUCACAAGAUAAUCUUGAUGAUACACUUUGUUCCUAUAAAAAGCAUACAGAUAGACCCGAAGUACUGGGUGCCCAUGAAAAUGUCACUUCUACAUUAGGUACCACAAGAAGUAAUAAAUCUCUUCAUUCUGAAAGUAAACCUUUCUUUUAUGGAAGUACUACUACAUUACCGUCUCCUAUCGAUACCUUUUCUCAACCGAUAUACCAUAUGCGGAGUAUUAGCGAUGAUUCUUCAAGUUCAACAACAUCUACACAUAAGUCUAAUCUAGAGUACUUAAUAGAACAAAGAAAGAAAUCUAUGUCAAAAUUGAAAUGUCUAGUGAUACCUGAAACUCAAGGACCAAUCGUUGAUUUGCCUGAAAUUAAAGUUAAGGACAACUCAUUAACAAAGUCAUUACUUUUUAGAUCAAAUCAAAAUAAUGUAAGUACUAAAGAUAUCAAAUCAAAUAAUACUAAGUCUUUAAUGUUAAAAGAAGACAAAUGGAAAGCUAGUCUUUUGCCUAACAACAUACCGAAGUAUUCACCAGCUUUUAAGCGGAAAUCUUUGCAGUUGUAUACACCUUCUUCUUUGUCAAAAGAAUCUACACCAGAAAGAAAAUUCACUGAGAAGAUUGAUGCGUUUAGUAAAGUAAUGACAUAUACAGCUACACCUAUGAGGGCUUCUGUAGAUACAAUUAAUGAUAUUGGGAGGUCGACUGCUGCGUUACCUGAUAAAUCAAGUUUAACAAAUAUGAAUAGUUUGCCUAAAAAAGAUUACAAAGACAUCAUGAAUUAUGUUAGGGAUUAUAAAAAUGUUGAAAUUAAAAUUUGUACAGCAACUGACGUCAUUGAUAGUGAUAAUGAUUCUGCAAUGAGUUCUACUCAGUCAAGUUAUAGAUCUUCUGCAUCAUCGCCAAUGCAUAAUCUUGAUACAAUAGAAUCAGAUGGUUCACGCGUUUCACCAAGAAUAUCAAAUUACAACUCUUAUCCUCACAUAAAAGCUGAUAUUACAGUAAAGUCUACAAUUAUUGAAAAGAAUGAGGAAUAUAAAAAACGAAACGUCUGUCGAUCAGUGUCAUCAGACACAAACGUUUCACUUAGCUCGUCAGCUGGGUCGGCAGCUACGUCAGGGUCUCAAGCAAGCUGUAGUUCUUUAGAAAGUUCUGUUGCUGACUCGGAUAAGAAAAAGGUUUCAAAAUCAUACAAUAUAGACACUAUCAACAGAAGAAAUAUAUUAGCUUCUGCUAAAUGUAGAAGUGGUAGAGAUGCGAAGCUCAAGUCUCCUGUUAUUGAAACCAAGUUUUCGCACGAGUCACAUGACAGGUCUCCAAGUCCAACAGAUAAACAGUCUGAACGCCUUUCUACACUCACAUCAUCGGUGAGUGCCGUGUCUAAUAAAGGCGAAAACAGACGACGUAAUAAAAUAAUUGCCGAAACUGAUUCUGAUAGUGAUAGUGAUGUCAAUGUCCGGCAAAGAAAGACUGAUUUUAAAAAUACGAGACUAAAGCGGAACUCUAGCUCAGCUAAUAAAAAUAAAUCGAUCGAAACCGAGGAUGCGCCUAAACACAUAUCAGAAAAAAUCAUAAAAGAAAUUAAAAAAGCAGGACUUGAUAACUUCAGUAACAAAACGAUAACGAAAGUGUUAGAUACUAAUAAAAUCGAACCUGUAUUGAUUGAAAGACGAGUGGUUAAAAAAGAAGAAAUAAUAAAAAAUAAUGUAAUAUGUGAAACAAGUGUAGAUAAGAAUACAGCCGUUAUUUUAAAUCACUCUAGUUCAACAAACGAAGUGAAAUCUUCUCAAAAUAUAAAUAAGAAAGAACUUUAUGCUGAUAAAAGUGAUAGUCUUAAAUUGGAAGAUGUAGAUAUACCCACGCACACUAUCAGACUAAAAAAGGGCGCUGGCACAGGCGUGGGACUGAUCUUAGCCGGUGGCAUUGACUGUGAAGCUAAAGACGUCACGGUACACCGUGUGCUAGCAGACAGCGUUGCCGCAAAGGCAGGACUAAAACGAGGUGCCAAGGUGCGAAGUAUCAACGGUUGUACAAUGACAGGACUAACUCAUGCCCAGUCCGUUACUAUAUUGAAGGAGCAACGAUCAGAAGUUAUUAUUGAAAUAGAAAAUGAAACUCAUGAAAAUUCGAGAGGAAUUGGAUGCGGCUCUGAAAAUGCGGAGUCGAAGGUUCGACAAGAGGUGGAUUCCACAGAUGAGAGGUCGUCGUCGAAUGUGGUCACUGUGGUCCUGGACAAGGCUGGCGGAGGCGCCGGGCUUGGCUUCGGCCUCGAUGGAGGUCGUGACUCGCCGCACGGUGACAGACCGCUCACGAUCAAGAAACUAUUUGCAGGAGGAGCGGCUGCUCAAAGUGGGCGUGUGUUGGUGGGAGCCGAACUACUUUCAGCUGGAGGACAGUCUAUGGAGGGAUACACGCGGACUCAGGCCUGGGCUGCACUAAAGGCAUUGCCCGUUGGACCAGUCGCUCUGGUACUUAGGAAUCCUAAAAAAUAA